AUGUACGGCAUUUUACUAGUAGUAGCAUUAGUUAUUAUUAUCGCACUAGUUGUCGGUAUACACCAAAAGAACACGAACGCAGUAUGCCUCUCCAGAAGAAGAUUAGAAGGAAAAACUAUUAUAGUCACAGGUGGAACCGCAGGAAUGGGCCUUGAGAUGGCCGUAGAUUUCGCCAACCGUGGGGCCAGGGUCAUCAUAGCGUGUCCUUUUGAAGAUGAGGGUAAAAAUGCAAGGAACCUCAUCAUACAACAAACAGAAAAUCAAAAUAUUAUAUUCAAAUUACUAAACCUUGCAUCCUUGAAGUCUGUGCGACAGUUUGCCGCGGAUAUCCUGAGAACUGAAGGUCGAUUGGACGUUUUAAUAAACAACGCUGGAGUGGGAGCACCCAGGGACAAGUUGACUCAAGAUGGACUGAACUUCAUCAUGCAAGUCAAUUACUACGGAGCCUUUUUAUUGACACUUUUACUUCUCCCUCUGCUCAUAAAGACAGGAAAGCCUGGUGAACGGAGUAGGAUACUAUUGACAACGUCAGUACUACAUAGAAUUGGACAAAUGGAUUUUGAUAAUAUGAACAAGACUGACUACUGGUACAAGAUACAGAUAUAUGGUAAUAGCAAACUGUGCCUUAUACCUUUUGCUUCUGAACUGUCGAAAAGGUUAGAAGGCACCAAUGUUGUUGUGAAUAAUGUGGAUCCUGGAGCUGUCGGUACGAGAAUAUUUGAUUCUGGAAGCAAAGUAUUAGGAUUUUUCCUAAGAAAUAUUAUAAUAAAUUUAUUCAAAACUCCGUGGCAAGGAGCUCAAACAGCGUUGUAUGCUGCUCUAGAUAAGAAAGCUGGUGAAGUGAGUGCAGCGUACUUUCGCAACUGCGGCCUAGCUAGGGCCGUGAACAGGGCGUAUUGUGAAAAAACUGCAAAAAUCCUGUGGGAAGAAUCUGUGAGAUUAGUGCAAUUAACGAACGAAGAAGUGGAACAGUGUUUUAAGUCACUAUAA
Spodoptera littoralis (African cotton leafworm) is the source of this 990-nucleotide messenger RNA. The record is from the annotation of a GenBank genome assembly. NCBI's taxonomy places the organism in Eukaryota, Metazoa, Arthropoda, Insecta, Lepidoptera, Noctuidae.